AUGCCUGCAGCACAGCAGCAAAUAGCAGCAGCAGGCAGCAAUAGCAGCAACAGCAGCAGGAGCAACUGCAGCACCAAACAGCAGCAACAACAUCAGCAGCAGCAGGAAAUAGUAGCAGCAGCAGCAGCAGCAGCAGCAGACCUGAGGGAAGCACAGCUUGCUGCACUAACACAGAAGCUAAUUCUCCGGUGUCUAUACACUGCAAUGCAUCCUCCUCUCUUACACCAGCCUCUGCAGCACAUAACUCUGCAGCAGCAGCAGCAGCAGCAGCAGCAACAGCAGCACUUAGACUCAACUGUGGCCAAAAUCAUAAUCACUGACAGCAGCAACUGCAGCACACUGCAGCAGCAGCAGCAAGAGGAGCAGAACACUGCAGCAACAGCAACAGCAGCAGCAGCAGGAGGAGGACGUACCUAG
This is a messenger RNA of Eimeria maxima, 417 nucleotides long. RefSeq lists its product as hypothetical. Bases 1 to 417 code for a protein of 138 amino acids. Lineage: Eukaryota; Apicomplexa; Conoidasida; Eucoccidiorida; Eimeriidae. The record is from RefSeq and is a predicted model, not a curated record. The transcript has 2 exons.